Schistocerca americana (American grasshopper) is the source of this 2372-nucleotide messenger RNA. RefSeq names its product zinc finger protein 708-like. The transcript is spliced from 8 exons. Lineage: Eukaryota; Metazoa; Arthropoda; Insecta; Orthoptera; Acrididae. The record is from RefSeq and is a predicted model, not a curated record. Bases 117 to 1961 code for a protein of 614 amino acids. Gene Ontology annotation, cellular component: nucleus.
CAGUUGCCAUCUUGAAUACUACGUACGUGCAUAUAUUGGAUCCUUGAGGUAAAGUAAUAAAUAAGCGACAAGUGAUUACAAACAUCAAAGAAGGAAAGGGCCUUAGAACUGCAGCGAUGGAUUACAACAACAUUAUUUGGAUAAAAGCAGAGGUAACAGACGAGAUAUCAACUGAGGCAGACUCUGCAAUUCGUGAAGCUCAAUUAGUAAACUCAAAGUCCAAGAAGAAACCAGAACUAAAUUUGGGACUAGAGGAAACCGAGAACAUUUUAUGUGUUCCUGAAUUUCAUCCUCAGAUAAUUAAGGAGGAGUGUCUUGAAGAUCCAUUAGUAAUCUCAGGGUCCCUUGGUUCUAUCAAGGAGCCUCCAGAAUUAAAUUUGGAAGCAGAAGAAAGUGAGAAUUUUGUCUUAACCUCUGCAAAUGAUUCUCUUGAUGUAUGUGACCCACUGAGUGUAACAGAUGAUGAGGAGGCAGCUUCAAAAAGAUGUGCACGAGACAGUCCACGGUCGACGAAAGUGGCAAGUGAGGCUGGUAGUUUUGUAUUUGAUGAAACAUAUCAGAGAACAACAGGUGAUAAGCUGGACAUUACUACAGAGAAAUCAGCACAUUUCGUCAGUAGUGGAACUGCAGUACAAGUGUUUCUGUCUAAGGAGGACACUGCAUUAUGUAGUAGAAAAACUAGCAACUUAAAAGAAAGUGAAAUUAAUCAAUUUAUGUGUAGUUCAUGCAAUCAAACUUUUUUGUCAAAAUUCAGUCUCAUAAUGCAUGUGUUCAUUCAUAUUGAUGGUGUGCAGCCACCUUCUCAUGUCUGUACAGCGUGUGGUGAAGUAUUUGAAACACGUGAUAGCUUGAGCAAACAUUCUGUUGUGCAAAGAAGCAUUAGUCACGUAGAAAGUCAUCAACAUAGCACAGUUUCUAAUGAAUAUGAUAGUUUCAUGUGCUGUGAGGUGGUAAGUAGUGGCAAUAAAUUACAGAAAUGUGGUACUUCCAGUAAACCUAUCAAUAAAACAGAUGGUCACAUACCAUACACUUCUGAUAUUUGUGAGGAAUCAUCUAGUCAGCCUGGACAUCUCAAGAGCACUUCAGUAAUAAGUACUGGUAAAAGACCACACAAAUGUGAGAUUUGUGGUAAAUGUUUUUGCGAUUCCAGCAGUCUCAACAAGCACUCCUUAAUACAUGGUGCGGAUAGACCACAUAAAUGUGACGUUUGUGGGAUAGCAUUUACUCGAGUUGGUCAUCUCACGGAGCAUUCACGAAUACAUACUGGGGAGAGACCACACGUAUGUGUGGUUUGUGGGAAAUCCUUUGCUGUGAUGGGCAAUUUCAAUAAGCAUAUCUUACUACAUACUGGCGAAAAACCACAUAAAUGUGACAUUUGUGGUAUGUCAUUUACUCAUUCUAGCAAUCUCAAAGUUCAUUCGCUCAUACAUACUGACAAAAGGCCACACAAAUGUGAGUUUUGUGAUAAAUCGUUUACUACACCUGGCAGGCUCAAGGUGCACGUUAUUAUGCAUACUGGUAUGGGAUCACACAAAUGUGACGUUUGUGGAAAGUGCUUUACUCAGUUUGGUAGCCUCGAGGCGCAUAGAGUGAAACACACUGGCCAGAGACGACACAUGUGUGACGUUUGUGGCAAAUCAUUUGCUAGCCGUGGGAAUCUCAAUGUACAUGCAUUAAUUCACAAUGGCGUAAAACGAUACAAAUGUGACGUCUGUGGGAAAUCCUUUUAUCGGUCUGGUGGUCUGAAGGCGCAUGUAUUAGUGCAUACUGGCGAGAGACCGUAUAAAUGUGAUUCCUGUGGGAAAGCGUUUACCGAGUCUGGUAAUUUGAAGAGACAUGUAUUGAUACAUACAGGCGAGCGACCUUUCAAAUGUGAUGUUUGUGGAAAAGCAUUUACUCAGUCUGGUAGUCUCAAGGCCCAUGCAGUAACACAUAUUGAUCAUAAAACAAAUAUCCAGUAAUGUGAGGUAUAAUUAGGAGUUAUUGUUAAGCCUAGGAGACCGAUUCAAGAGGAAAUAAAUUUUACAAAAAUAUUUGACCAUCUUAAUAUAAGAUGAUGAAAGCAAUAAAUGGAAGACAGCUGCAGUGAUACGUUUCUUACAGGUUAAGCUAGGCCUGUAUGUCAGCAGACAUAUGAGAAUAGCUAAAGAAGUGUGAUGUUGAGAGCAAAUGCUCUGUUAUGGCUGUUAAUGUAUUUUGGAAAGUAUUUCUGCACUUUCUUACAGGAUGAGAUAUCAGAUGGUUGUCAAGUAUAUUUUACUGGAGGUGUCUAAAAACCAAAGACAGAUGUAUGGGGGAUUAAAUUUUCAUAGAUGUAUAUGUAUAUUUUUGCAUGUGGAGAUGUAAAUUGACCUUUUUUUUUUUUUUUUUUU